CUGAGGACAAAGAAAAAGGAAAUUCGAUUUCUGGCCCAUGAGUCUUUCUGCGCAGGAGCAGGAGGUGGUGUCCCAUGUACAGCUACAAAACAGAGAGAGGGACAAAAACAAAACAGUAUUAACAGGGCAAAGUCAACAAGCAAGAAGUCUCUGCUCCUGCGCAUCAUUUUUCCAUUCAAUUGGGUGUGCAAACUAGCAAGUAGUACAAACAAGGAACAGCAAAAAAAACCAGACUUUCCUCACCAAACAGGAACCACAAGCUACACCCAUUCCGAGCUUUUAAUUGGGGAUAGUUUAGAGAUACUGGAUUUGGGAGGUGGGUUUGGUUUGGAAUCUUGAAUAUUGAAAGUGGAUGGUGGGAAUUUAACUGAACAAGUUGGAGGUUCUCUACAUAGUUCUGUUUCUAUGGAUUGGUUAUGCUGUUUUUUUCCUUCCUACUCUCAGCUUGUGGGUGGGCGUUCAUCGUCUACCUCCGGUAAGGGAAAGAAUCAUGAGGGUUUGAUCAAGUAUGGUUUCAGCCUAGUAAAAGGGAAAGCUAAUCAUCCAAUGGAGGAUUAUCAUGUUGCCAAGUUUGUGCAGAUUCAAGAGCAUGAAUUAGGGCUUUUUGCUAUUUAUGAUGGCCACUUGGGAGACACUGUGCCUGCAUACUUACAGAAACAUUUGUUUUCCAAUAUCCUGAAGGAGGAAGAGUUUUGGGUUGAUCCCAACCGAUCUAUCUCAAAAGCCUAUGAGAGGACUGACCAGGCAAUUCUCUCUAAUAGUUCUGACUUGGGGCGAGGAGGAUCUACAGCUGUGACUGCUAUCUUGAUAAAUAGUAAAAGACUAUGGGUAGCUAAUGUUGGAGAUUCAAGAGCAGUUCUUUCAAGAGGAGGCCAGGCAAGGCAAAUGACCACAGAUCAUGAACCCAACACUGAACGAGGCAGCAUAGAGAACAAAGGCGGCUUUGUCUCAAACAUGCCAGGAGAUGUCCCUAGAGUUAAUGGGCAGCUGGCAGUUUCUCGUGCUUUUGGGGACAAGAGCCUUAAAUCACAUCUGCGUUCUGAUCCUGACAUACAAGAAAUCGACAUAGAUAACAACACAGAAGUUCUUGUACUCGCUAGUGAUGGUCUUUGGAAGGUUAUGUCAAAUCAAGAGGCUGUUGAUAUUGCAAGGAGGAUUAAAGACCCCAUGAAAGCAGCUAAGCAGCUGACAACAGAGGCAUUAAAAAGAGAAAGUAAAGAUGACAUAUCAUGUGUUGUUGUUAGAUUUAGGGGGUAGAACCCUUUGCAAGAUCAUUGUUAUCCAGGUGCCAGUAUUACGUAUUAUAAGAAGAAUUUCUUUACAGGGGUUGCCAAUUGGUGAAAAUACAUACUUGGUUGGGGUAGUACUCAGGAUCUCCAGUAGUUUGCAAUUUGCUGAAGGGAAGAGAAGAUUAGAAAGGAUCCCCCAUUGUAAAAUUAUUUUAUUGAUGUUGUGGUGUUUGAUAUUGUUUGAUUUCUUUAUGGAAGUGGAUUAGAACAUCUGAUGUA
Molecule: messenger RNA, 1508 nt
Organism: Populus trichocarpa (black cottonwood)
Lineage: Eukaryota; Viridiplantae; Streptophyta; Magnoliopsida; Malpighiales; Salicaceae
Product: probable protein phosphatase 2C 9
Exons: 7
Coding region: 406-1257 (283 amino acids)
Biological process (GO): protein dephosphorylation
Cellular component (GO): nucleus; cytosol
Molecular function (GO): protein serine/threonine phosphatase activity
Source: RefSeq, a predicted model, not a curated record